AUGUUCACCUUCUGCCAUGUUUGCCAACCCUCCUUGGAAGUCGGGGGACUCCUCCUAAUGACUCGGAAUAUGUUUUUCUGUAUUCGUAGCAUUAACAUUCCUUCGCAGCCAAAAAUGUCUUCAGAACAUAUAGUGGAUGUUGCGCAAACAGGCUUAAGUAGAACUCACCCGAGUAAGUAG
Molecule: messenger RNA, 180 nt
Organism: Drosophila sechellia
Lineage: Eukaryota; Metazoa; Arthropoda; Insecta; Diptera; Drosophilidae
Exons: 1
Coding region: 1-180 (59 amino acids)
Source: RefSeq, a predicted model, not a curated record